UCUUCCCGUGCGGUGUCAUUCCUGAACACGCAGUCAGGUGUCGCGUGUCUUUUGCGUUACCGGCGACGUCCAUGAUUUUCCCACGUCCACGUAGCGUUGGUUUUUUAUCUCCCAUUUUAUCACCGGGAGAGCUGAGCUGCUGGAUGAAAUGUUUUGAGAGAAAACUGACGUCGUGUAGGCGUGGUGUGUGCCAGCGUGCAGAGAGAAGCCCACCGCAGAACCGUUAAUCCAGUCCGGACACCACGUUUUAGUGGAAUUUAGCCUACAUUUGGCCAAACUUUAUCAUCCGCUGCUAUUUAUAAAGGGAUUCAUUCAUAGCAGACUAUUUGAGAGGAUAAGUUUGUAACUCGCCUGCUCGAUGGAAAAAAGAGAACGCCCAGCACAGCAUCUCAAAUCGAGGUGAGAGUGCGCUUUAUAAACCGACGCCGAGGCACCGCUACCAUAGUGAAUGAGAACCAGCAACGUUUAACCAGACCGACAAGAAUACCUCUCACUUGAUGACUGACACCAUUUAAGACAGACGUGGAUCUUCAGCCAGUGAUGUAGACUAGGAUGAUGAAGUUACAUAGGGAAGGCUGUGUGGGGAGGAAGAGCAUCGCCUGAUUCUCCUCCACUUCCUCAUCCCCUCUGAGUCGUGUCCUCUGAUUGGGUGGGCGGAGCACAAUGUCAUCGACCACACCCACCUCAGCCCCGCCUUCCAAGAAGACGCGUGGGAAGGAGAGGACGGAGGUCAUGGGCGACUUGCCGCAGACAGCCAAUGAGGAGCUGAGGAGCAAGCUGAUGGAUUUCCAGAUAGAACUGCAGCAGGAGAAGGGCAAGGUCUCUAAGCUGAGAGAGCGUCUCCAGGAGCAGAGGCAAGCCAGGGAGCUGGAACAACACAAACACACAGUGGUCCUCACCGACCUCCGCGCCAAACUGCACGAGGAGAAGCUCCGCGAGCUGGCUUCCGCUCGCGAGUCGUUGGCACGGCAACACGAGUUGGAGCUAUCACGUACCAUUAAGAUCCGCGACGGGGAGGUGCAGCGGCUCCAGGGGCUGGUCCAUGCGCUAAGGGACGGGGCGGCUGACAAGCUGAAGAGCGCCCUGCUAGGAGAGGCCCGGGAGGAGGCCAGGAGGGCCUUCGAUGGGGAGAGACUCAAACUGCAGCAGGAGGUCAUGAAGCAGGAGACGGCACGGAAGCAGGUUGAGGAGGCUCUGGCUAACGCACUGCAGGCAGACAAGGCCAAAGCAGCCGACCUCCGAACAGCCUACCAGCAGCACCAGGAUGAGAUUAACCGCAUCAAGAGAGACUGCGAGAGAGACAUCCGAAGGGUGAUGGAUGAGCUGAAGGGGAAGGACCGUGUGGUGUCUGCGUUGGAGAGGGAGCUGGGGUUGCAGGCAGGUUAUGCUCAGAAGCUCCAGCUGCAGAAGGAGGCUCUGGACGAGCAGCUGGGCCAAGUCAGGGAGGCAGAGAGGCACCACGGCAGUCCCAAGAGAGAGGUGGUCCCUACCCUGGGGGAAACCCAGGACUAUAUCAACAACCAGGAGGUGGAAGAUCUUCGGGAUGCGAGGAGGUUCCAGCUGAAGAUAGCUGAGCUCCACUCUGUUACCAGGAAGCUGGAGGACAGGAACGCACUGCUGGCAGAUGAGAGGAACGAACUGUUGAAGAGGGUGCGUGAGGCAGAGAGUCAGAUGAAGCCCCUGUUAGAUAAGUAUAAGAGGAUGUCGAAGAAGAAUGAUGACCUCCUGCAGACUUUGCAGCGCAUGGAGGAGAAACUCAAGAACCUCAGCAGAGAGAACGCAGAGAUGAAGGAGAAGGCGCACUCUCGUUCCCAGCAGCCCCAGCAGCUGAAGAGGCCUACCUCCCUGACAGACCUAAGCCACGCCCACGAGGAACAGGAAGUGGAGUUCCUCAAGCUGCAGGUUGCCGAGCAACGAGGCAUCAUCGACGAACUCACGCAGGAACGUGACAGACUGAUGCUCUGCAAAAAUAACCGAAGAAAAACCCUCAAACUACCACCUAAAAGGCAUGUUGUGGAGACGUAUUUUGGAUUUGACGAGGAGUCUGUGGACUCUGAAACGUCCUCUCUGACCUCUUACAUCACUGACCUCACGGACCGUACCCCCGCUACACCCGAGGAGGACCUGGAAGACGGUGUAUCUCGUGAAGAGGCAGAACUGAGGUUCAGACAGCUGACCAGAGAGUACCAGGCUCUCCAGCGGGCCUACGCCCUCCUGCAGGAACAGGCUGGGGGGUCGCACGACGCUGAGAGAGAAGCCAGGAACCGUGAGCAGUUGCAGGUGGAUCUAAUAGGCUGCAAGGCAAAGAUUGGCGACCUGGAGAAGGCAUUAGCCGAGAGGGGGCAGGACUCUAAGUGGGUGGAGGAGAAGCAGUACCUCAUCAGGGCCAAUCAGGAACUCCACGACAAGAUGUGUGUGUUACAGCAGGCUGAGUCGAAGCUGCAGGCAGAGGUGCAGGACUCGAGGGACCAGAAUGAGCUGCUGGAAUUCAGAGUGCUAGAGCUGGAAGAGAGGGAACGCAGGUCUCCUGCCAUGGGCUUCCACAUGACCACCUUCCCAGAGAACACCAACAGCGCUCUGCAGAUAUACUGUCAUCAGGAGGGCAUCAAGGAUGUGGUUAUUCCAGAUCUGAUGAAGAAGCUGGAUAUCCUGGGAGAUAAUGGGAACCUGCGUAAUGAGGAGCAGGUUGUCGUCAUUCAGGCGAGGACGGUUCUCUCAAUGUGUGAGAAGUGGUUAAAGCAGAUAGACAGCACAGAGGCAGCCCUGACCCAGAAGAUGAUUGACCUGGAGAAUGAGAAGGACCUGUUCAGUAAGCAGAAGGGCUUCCUGGAGGAGGAGCUGGACUACAGGAAGCAGGCCCUGGAUCAGGCCUACAUGAGGAUCGCGGAGCUGGAGGCUACGCUGUAUAACGCUCUGCAGCAGGAGCCCGGGGGGCGUGCGGUGGCAGAGUCUCUGUCCGACAGGCAGAGGGAGGAGCUGGGGCUAGCCGUGGACAAACUGCGGAGGCAGAUACUCAGGCAGAGCCGCCAGUAUGACAGUCAGAUCUUACAGGAGCGCAUGGAGCUCCUACAGCAGGCCCAGCAGAGAAUAAGGCAGUUGGAAGACAUGAUUGAGAUGCAAAAGAGACAAGUAAAGGAAAUAGAAGAAAAGUUUUUGUUCCUCUUCUUGUUUUUCUCUCUAGCUUUUAUUCUUUGGCCUUAAUGACACUGACAUGGACCGACAACAGGUGCUAAGGUGCUCAGGUGGAGAGUGAGGAAGAGAAACACAACAUUUUUUUUUUUUUUUUCAUGCAUUUAUAGAUGGUUCACAAACCUUAUAUGGCCUUUUUGAUACACGUGCACUUUUGUGGAAAACAUUUACCUGGAAUGCAAAACAAAACCAGGACUUUGAAAAGUGAACAAAUAUCAGAGACAUGUAAAAGAGGUAUAUCAGAGAUUUUUUUUAUUUUUUAUAACGGAAAUGUCCCCUACCAUUUUUGGAAGUGGAACAUUUAGCCAAACUCUAAUGUGAGUUCUAAAAAGCAAGAACAUUGUAACUGGAACUCUGAAGCAGGUCAAUAAAGGAACAGAGCAACUGAGAUGGAGACAGUGCCUCAGAUGGAUUUAGAGCCAGACAACGAAAGAGUGCAAUCGUAGAGGAGGAGGAAGGAGGAGGAAGGAGAAAGAGUUGAUUCAAAAAAGCAGGACGAUUUCCAAACAGACGAGCCAAGUCCUGGGCAUUCCCAGAAAGCUCAGUGCAGGAGGGUCUCCAUGGAAACAGCUGGCGAAACGGCUGUCAUGGCCAAAGUUCAAUGAGCAAGAAGUGAAAGCUUUGUACUCCGGAGUAGAGCGACACCAGAGGACUACGGGGACAGAAUGUGUCACCGGUCUGUGAAACACAAAGAAUCCUCAAUAGCUGUGACCUCCAGGUUUUGACCCAUAGAGUGAACCGUCUAGAGCACAGCCUGAGAGACAACGUCAGCUCCUUUACUGAGUCUGAGAGCUUGCUGCACAACAGAGAGUUGGAGGUGCCAGAGCAGAGCCUGCUACAGAAGGUGGAGGACCUCACAGCACACUCAGUCCUCCACUGUCCCAGCAUGCAGCGACGCCAGAGGCUGGACGAGCGGCUCCACGCGCUCAGGGAGGAGGUGCGCUUCAUGUACCAGGAGAAGGAGCAUAGGAAUCGUGUGUGUGGAGGGAGAGGCUACAGUGCUGCCAGGCCCAGCUCCGGGCUAAAGAGGAGGAGAUGGGUUGCCAGCCUCAGUACUUUGAGCACUUUAAGAGCCAGCUGCAGCUCAAGUUCGGCCUGGCCAGAGACGAGGAGCAGGGCCUGCAGACCAGAGUCCACCAGCUGGAGAGACAUGUUCUGAAGAUGUCUGUAUCUUCAUCCACCAACAUAGCCACUGUCAACGCAGCUAGCGUCAACUACCCUGUCAUGGUGCCAACGGUACACAGAGUCCCAAAGACUGGCCCACCCAAGGGAGGAAAGAGAGGAGGAGGAUGGGGAGGAAAAUACACAGUGGAGACGCUACGGACAGCACCUCCAGCAGAAGCAGGGAGAGGAUGAUAUAGAAAUAGAGGAAGAAAGAGAGGGGGAGAGAGAGAGAGCGUGAGGGUGAGGGAGAGGGGGGUGAGGACAGACGGAGAGGCUUCAUCCUCAGCCUCCAGGAGGACCUCAGGGGGCUGUUGGAGAAGGAGGAGCAGGGGCUGGAGGAGCGGAGGGGGCUGUUGGAACAGCUGCAGGAUGCGCAGCAGAAUGGCCACUUCCUGUCGUGUAAGGUGUAGGAAAUGAGGACUCUGGUCCACAGGCUCAAGCUGAAUGAGAGCUCCAUGACGGAGGAGGUGGAGGAACUGCAAGAGGAGAACCAGAGACUGUAAGAGGCUCAGCCACACCCUGAGACAGAUCAACCACAGCCCGGGCUCUACUGACCCCCGUCUCUACCCCCAGCCCUAACUCUGGUGCCAGCCCAGGGACUCCAGCCCCAGCCUGGCUACUGCCCUGCCAAACACCCCUGCCCUGGCUCAACCAGUCCCCUGCCACGUGGACAACACUGACCCGGUGAGUGAUGACAUUGAAGCUAAUGUGGAGUUGACUCUUAAUCAGUAGUAGAUCUUAAGUCUAAAUUGUUGAAGAGUUUGGCCUCAAGAAUGUAAAUGAGUACAAUUACAAGCAAAUUGUACAAUGGAUUAUAAUGUGGGAUUGUCAUGGGUUUAGCUGCACAGUGGAAUGUUGAUCUGAUUAACUACAGAUGAACUAAAGAGUGUGGCUGGCUUGUGUGUUUGAGACUGGGAGCCUAGGGGACUGGUGUCUUGGUCCUGGGGGCUUCCCCUCUCUCAACCUGAGAGAGGAGACUGAAGCACUGAGAGAGGCUUACUGGAGCAUGGGGGCGAUGUGAACUCACUCCGGGACCACAGGGACCAGCUGGAGAGCACGCUCUGACACACACAGGACCAGCUGCACAGGGUGACCGAGGAGAAGGCCCGACUGUAAUGUAAACUCAGGAAGCAGGGAGAAACGGGGGGCCUGUGAGACGGAGCGGGGGUUCUAGCUAGGAGGGAAAAGCAUGACAGGAAAUGCCCAGGAAAACAGUGUACCAAUUCAUAACCUAAUUCCCAUAACCUAAUUCCCCAGGUUAGCAGAAAGCUUACCACAACUCCAACCCAGAAUAAUACUACCCUAGUCUUAGCCGAUAAUGACCUAACCCUGUAUGCCUUAGCCCUGGAUGACCUAGCUCUAGCUUUGAACCAGGAGAACCAAGGCAUAGGGCAGGCGUAUCAAGGAGCUCCUGCCCCACAUAGAGAGCCGGGAUAGUAAGGAUAGUGAGGGGAAGCUAGAGAGGGAGAGCUGGAGCAGGAGAACCAGGAGCAGGGAGGUCUUAUAGCUGAGCUAACCAGGAAGACCGAGGAGGACCUCAACACUAUCAUGGAGCUGCAGCAGAGACUGACUGAGAGCGGUCAGCUUGGUCUACAACAGGGUGACCAUGGUUUGACCACUGAGUCAGAGUGUGGUCAAAAGGGUGAGCAUGCGGUCGGGUCAGUAUUCGCUCAACAGGGUCAACCCCCGGUAGGGUUCGUGACCAGUCUAGUCGGUGAAUAGUGGUGAACUACAGGUUGACCACACGACCGAGUCAGUUAGGGAUCAAAAGGACAGCCAUUUGACCACAGAGUUAGUGUCCAUGCUGAGAGAGGAGAGGGGCGAGCUAAUUGGGUCUCAGUGAUCUCAAAGGGGAAAGGGAACAGGUUUCCCCUCUCACUCAGGUGUCAGACAGGGAAACACCAGCUAACACGCUCCGUGUGGGUCCUGGAAGAAGAACGCGACCGGGUCAAUCAGGAACUCUGCGGUUUAAAAGAAGAGCAAGUACAGUUUACCAGGUCUGAAAGAUAAGAGACAAGGUGGUAUGGUCAAUGUGUGGUUUAAAAGAGGAGAGUGACCAGCUAGUUCCGUCAAGGUCUGGACUCCAGGAGGAGAGAGACCAGCUAGUUCAGUCAAUGUCUGUUUUCUACAAGGAGAGAGACCAGCUUGUUCCGUCCAAUGUCUGGUUUCCAGGAGGAGAGAGACGAGCUCUCGCAGUCUCUCUUCAGUCAACAAGAUGAGAGACCAACCUAACGAGUCACUCCACAAUCUAGAAGGGGAGCGAGACCAGUUGAUGCAAUCCAUGUGGGGUUUAAAGGGACAGAGAGACUAGCUAACACAGACACUCAGCCUUCUGGAGCAGGAGAGAGACAAACUGCCUUUAAACAGAAGACAGAGACCCGGUCAACCAGUUUAAAGAAGAGCGAGAGCAGUUGGUUCAGUCAAUGGCUGUUCUGUGCGAACAGAGAGAGCAUCUCACAGCGGAGAGAGAGACCAGUUGCAGAUGGACGUCGCUCCUUUACGGAAUCAGCUACUGUCACAGGGGCGGAGUCACAACCAGCGGGUACUCUGAGAACCACGUUGGCAUGGCAACACACAUAGAGGGUGUGGCUACAGAGAGCGGGGUCGCUGCGCUACCAUACGGAUGAUGAUGUCGUUCAGAGAAGCCUGGCCACGGUCUACUCCUACAAGACCAUCCGCCUGGGGCAAUCUGCAGAGGGAACACUUGGAAGAGGUGACAGGUGGAGCAGAGUGAACUGAUGGAGGAGAUCAAGUCGUUGGGGGCAGAACACAGAAGGUCACGAGCCGAACUGGAGAAGAACCAAUCGGAGGAUCUCCCUUCCAAGACCAGACACCAGGUUUACUCCAGUCCCCCACCAGGUCAAGGAAACUAUCCAGGUUACCCCAAACCUUGCUGCCCUCAACCGACCCAAGCAUACCCCCAUAACAGCUACCCCUUCUACUACUACUACUACUACUGCCCCCGCUCGGACUGUUAAAGCACGAAGUACCACUACCUCGUUGAAAACUGCCCCUCCAACAAUUACCCUUAAAACUACAGCCCUCACUAAAGCUGCCCCCUCCACCUCUGCUCUGCCCCCCACUGAGAAGACAUGACUGCCUGAUGAGGACCAUUGUGUCAAGAAGCUCCUCUGCAACUGCCAACCUGAACAAGCUAAAGCAACCAAACCCAGAGCUAAGCCGGAACCUCCAGCUGAGGUGGGCUCUGUUGAGGUCAUCGGGAUGGUGGGACAGAGCAGCCUCAUGAUUGGCUGGAUGAGCUGGGCUGCAGCAACGGAACCUUUAUUGGCUCCACCCAACCAGUGAGUUCUACAGACAUGCAUGUGUACUUAAUAUUUUGUACACUCAGUUUACCACCCUGGUGAGAGCAGAGGUCGGACUAGCUGGCCAAUCAGAGGCUAGAAGCAGUGCAUGCACAAGGGUGAGGGUGCAUGGCUAUCACCCGAUUGGCCAGGGCCACAGCCUGGUGACCUCUCACAUGAGUGGGGAUAAAAGGUGAGAAUGGGUUAGAACGGGUGAGACCAAGCAACGGGUAAUCAAGUUGCAAUGUCUGUGACGUCUAGGAGGAGUAAUUCUGUACAGCAACCCUACCCUGACCCAACCAUUUCAUCUUUCAAUGUUUUACUGCAGAUUUUCAGCCGCACUGUCCAGUUGAAACCUUUCUCACCAGAUUCAGAAGCUCAAACGGUAAUGCUACAGUCCUCUGGUGGGCAGCCCUAACCUCCACCCUAGGAGAGCUGGCCCAGAGAGAGGGAGAUACUGUCACGUUGCUAGGCAACCCCCGCAACGACGGCUUCUGUGAGGCCGAGGUGAAUGGCAGACUAGGUCUGGCUCCUGUUGCCUUCCUAGAGGAAGUUCUUGAUCCAGACAGACAUGUAAGCCCCGAAGCAACAGAUGAUAGUCCGCUGUGACUGCCAAUCAGAGAGAGCGCAAGAUGAUAGGCCACUGUGACUGCCAAUCAAAGAGAGGACAAGAUGAUGAGCCACUGUGACUGCCAAUCAAAUGAUGCUUCCCUACAGAGAGAUUAUAGUGGCCAACAUUCAUGACGUCAACAAACGCUGCCUGCCCGUGACAAAAACAUUCAUAAGUGCUCACAGCCUAAAGUCAUUAGAAAUGGAAAGCUACACUAAAGCACUAGCCGAAAUGUGGGUGUGUUUGUGUGUAUGGCCCAGUUUGACAUUGUGCUUCUCUAAACGGAUGCUUUUAACCUACAUCCUGCUCAUUGAGAUCGUGUCAAAUCACCUCUGUUCUUCAAAAUCCCAUGCUUUUCUUUGUCUAAUCUCUCGUGGACAGACACACUUAACUGGUAUCCUAGUGUCUGUCAGCAGACUGUGGGAUGCGUCGACUAACGAGGAACUUUGUUUCCGGUGCACAGAUUUUUCGUCGCUGAUUAUUUUGGACAAAUUACGAUUUUUCCGCCUUCCAUUUUCGGGAAGAGGAGGGGACAUUUGGACCAUGGACUUGCCUGUAAAUUGCAACUGGAGAGGAGUUAACGGCCUGCGGCCCCUCCGCGUUCUAGUGUUUUUCUAACACAUCUGCCCGCAGAACAUAAUCAAGCAUCUGACACAAUUACACAAGAUUUUUGUUUUGGGUUUCCGAGAUUAUUCUGUAUGUGACAAGUGUCAAAAACGAAGGUGGGCCUGAAUGAUGUGACAACCUGUCUAACAAUCUGUCCGAAAGCCUCUCUAACAUGUUGGUGAUAUCAAGUGAUAAUGUUUUACGUGAUGAUAAAGUGAAGUCGUUUUCACAAGGCCAUUUUACUUGAUCUUUAGGCAUCGAGCCAAAUAUGAAAACAAAGCUCCAUCCCAAAGACUUUGAUAUUUCUGUUCCUCGUCGUGACGUUUACAGAAAAUGUUUUUUUUUUUUUGAUCCAAGUUAAAUCAUGAAGUCAAUUGUCUGAGCUGUUCUUCCACUGUAGAAUCGACUCAAUCUAUGAAGUCAUGCCAUUCAGAUGGAUGGACGUUUGUGACUGAUAUAUUUUGUAGAGAUGAUUAAAUAACCGGAGGUAUGCAAAGGCUGAGUACUUUAUGUGUGGCUUUCAUCUCCUCAUUCUCUGUCUACAGGCCUAACUGACGUGUAGCUUUUACAUUCUGACCUGAUUCUCCAAAGGCUUCUCAAAUGAAACUGAGAAAAGACACACAUUCUGUUUACUGCAUACAUGUCUUUAACUGAUUAUGAUGUAUGGUUGGGGGAAUGGCCAUGCUGCCACAAAUAUAUUUUAUAUAUCA
Messenger RNA from Oncorhynchus kisutch (coho salmon), 9581 nucleotides. RefSeq names its product janus kinase and microtubule interacting protein 1 (gene jakmip1). Lineage: Eukaryota; Metazoa; Chordata; Actinopteri; Salmoniformes; Salmonidae. The coding region runs from base 664 to 3201 and encodes 845 amino acids. Gene Ontology annotation, molecular function: microtubule binding; GABA receptor binding; kinase binding. The transcript has 32 exons. The record is from RefSeq and is a predicted model, not a curated record.